GCCUGAGCCACAGCUGCGGACCAACGGGACUGGACGACAGACAGACAGACCGACAGCCAGAGCCACAGAGCGCACUCAGGCAGCGGCUUCUCACUCCAGGGAAACCCCCCACUCCGCAAGCCAAGAUGUCCAGCAAGAGGGCCAAGGCCAAGACCACCAAGAAGCGGCCCCAGAGGGCCACGUCCAAUGUCUUCGCCAUGUUCGAUCAGUCGCAGAUCCAGGAGUUCAAGGAGGCCUUCAACAUGAUCGACCAGAACCGCGACGGCUUCAUCGACAAGGAGGAUCUGCACGACAUGCUGGCCUCGCUGGGGAAGAACCCCACGGACGAGUACCUGGAGGGCAUGAUGAGCGAGGCCCCGGGGCCCAUCAACUUCACCAUGUUCCUCACCAUGUUCGGGGAGAAGCUGAACGGCACCGACCCCGAGGACGUGAUUCGCAACGCCUUCGCCUGCUUUGACGAGGAGGCCUCAGGGGUCAUCCAUGAGGACCACCUGCGGGAGCUGCUGACCACCAUGGGCGACCGCUUCACGGAUGAGGAGGUGGACGAGAUGUACCGCGAGGCGCCCAUCGACAAGAAGGGCAACUUCAACUACGUGGAGUUCACGCGCAUCCUCAAGCACGGCGCCAAGGACAAGGACGACUAGGCCGCCUGCCGCGCCCCCAACGCCCCCCCCCCCCCCGCUGCAACCCCACCCCCACGGGCCGGGACCUCCUGGGGGGAGCCUCCCUGCCCUCGAGGGGCACACGCCCACCUUCCCAGGGAGAGAACGCCCAGCUCGGGCACCCCAAGAAGGCCCUCAGAGACCCCCACGCCCAGAGAUAGGUCCCCUCAGGAAGAGCCCUAUGUCCCGGUCCUGGACCGGAACCCCACUUCAUGUGCAUGCACCCCAGGCCCCCCAGGCCCCUCCCAGCACCACUGCAAACCCACGAGCACCCCAGGGUGAGCCACGGACCCUCCCCCUCCCCGGAGGCACCAGAGACAGGUCUGCCCAGUGCAGGCAGGAGUGAACAGAAUAGAAGGCUGAGCACUGAGCACUGAG
Messenger RNA from Sorex araneus (European shrew), 1040 nucleotides. RefSeq names its product myosin light chain 9 (gene MYL9). The record is from RefSeq and is a predicted model, not a curated record. Gene Ontology annotation, molecular function: calcium ion binding. The transcript is spliced from 4 exons. Lineage: Eukaryota; Metazoa; Chordata; Mammalia; Eulipotyphla; Soricidae. Gene Ontology annotation, cellular component: cytoplasm; myofibril; stress fiber. Bases 126 to 644 code for a protein of 172 amino acids. Gene Ontology annotation, biological process: platelet aggregation; myofibril assembly.